Cornus florida is the source of this 2089-nucleotide messenger RNA. RefSeq names its product CBL-interacting protein kinase 18-like. The record is from RefSeq and is a predicted model, not a curated record. Lineage: Eukaryota; Viridiplantae; Streptophyta; Magnoliopsida; Cornales; Cornaceae. The coding region runs from base 492 to 1835 and encodes 447 amino acids. Gene Ontology annotation, biological process: protein phosphorylation; signal transduction. Gene Ontology annotation, molecular function: ATP binding; protein kinase activity. The transcript has 2 exons.
CUAGCGCUCGGCCGAAACAAGCUUACAACCACACCGUUAGGAAAGCAGACACAAUUGCUUUCCACUGUUUUUUCUCUAUUUCUUCCCCAUUUUUCGAUUCUCUCUCUGUCUUCAAAGUUUCGGAUCUGUCUGAAGCUACUACUCUCUCUCCACAGAGUUAUCUUACAUAUCAUUGAAAACCAAACACUUGGGAAUGCGGAAAGAUGUGCUUGAUUGCUGAUAGUUGCUUCUCUGAAACCUUUGAGAUUUUCCCACCAUUUGGACUUCCAGUAUUCAUCCUUGAAAAUGUGGGUUACACGAGUGACAGCACAUUUAAGCUUUGUUCCGAGAUGCACAAUGAAGCCUCAGCUUACAGAUUUCCUCUCGGGUUGAGGAAUGACCUUGUUGAAGACGGUUGAGGUCUUCAAAUUUUAGGACUCCUGCUCCUGUAAAUAGUAUAUAUUAGCAGGAGAACAUAAUUUAUUGUUGUGUAUUAGGGUUUUUGAUUUGGAAUGGAGAAUAAGAAUAAAGUGUUGAUGCAAAAAUAUGAUAUUGGGAGACUAUUAGGGCAAGGAAACUUCGCAAAGGUUUAUCAUGGGAGGGACCUUAAAUCUGGUCAAAGUGUGGCUGUUAAGGUAAUUGACAAAGAGAAGGUUUUGAAGGUUGGGCUGAUUGAUCAGACCAAGCGAGAGAUAUCUGCAAUGGGACUGGUAAAACACGCAAAUAUAGUGCAGCUUUAUGAGGUCAUGGCCAGCAAAACCAAGAUCUACUUUAUCAUGGAAUAUGCCAAAGGUGGUGAGCUCUUUAACAAGAUAGCCAAAGGAAGGCUCAGGGAAGAUGUUGCAAGGAAGUACUUUCAAGAGUUGAUCAGUGCUGUUGAUUUUUGCCAUAGAAGAGGUGUUUAUCACCGGGAUUUGAAACCAGAAAACUUGCUUCUAGAUGAGUAUGGAAAUCUGAAGGUGACAGAUUUUGGUUUGAGCGCCCUUGCUGAAUCUAAGCGUCAGGAUGGAUUACUCUACACGACCUGUGGAACCCCAGCCUAUGUUGCUCCGGAAAUUAUCAAUGGAAAAGGCUAUGAUGGGGCCAAAGCUGACAUUUGGUCUUGUGGAGUGAUUUUAUUUGUUCUACUAGCUGGUUAUCUCCCAUUCCAUGAUUCAAAUCUUAUGGAGAUGUAUAGGAAGAUAAGCAAGGCAGAGUAUAAAUUCCCUAAUUGGUUUUCGCCAGAAGUGUGCAAACUGCUGUCCAAAAUCCUCGACCCGAAUGCAUAUACUAGGAUUUCCAUUUCCAAAAUUAUGGAAAAUCCUUGGUUCAGAAAAGGGAUCAACUCCAAAUCCAAAAGAAAUAAAGUAGAACACAGUGAAAUGGUUAAAGUGGAUACUGGUGCAGUUUGUACUCCUUGUGGGAUGAACAGUGCUGCUGCUGAGGCAAAGCAAGAGUUGGCCAAGCUCACUAAUUUGAAUGCAUUUGAUAUUAUAUCUCUUUCGUCGGGCUUUAACUUGUCUGGUUUGUUUGUGGAAAAUGACCGAAAGGAAGAAGUACAAUUUACAUCCACAAAGCCUGCCCAUGUUAUCAUAUCCAAACUGGAGGAAAUUUCCAAGCUUCUGAAGCUGCAAGUAAAGAAGAAAGAUGGAGGAUUGUUGAAACUGGAGAGAUCAAAUGAAGGAAGAAAAGUUGCAUUGUCCAUUGAUGUAGAAAUAUUUGAAUUUGCUCCAUCCUUUCACUUGGUGGAGAUGAAGACGUCUAGCAGCGGUACACUGGAAUUUCAGAGGCUACUGAAACGAGAUAUAAAACCAGCUCUGAACAACAUUGUUUGGGCUUGGCAAGGUGAACAGCAGCAGCAUCAAGAAGCAGCAUAAUUACAACGGUGGCUGCAGUCUUCCCAAGUAUGCUUACUCUGUAGAUUGUUUUAUAUUCUUAUACAAGUACUUUAUGACUCUGUAACUUCAUUUGUGUGCUUAUCCUUGUGAGAAUAAUAGUAUAAUCUUUCUGUGAGCUUUGUUGGGGCAUGUGUGCUUGAGGGCCAUGUAAGGUUCCUCAAAUCAAUGCCUCUUAUUUUGUAGGUUGCGUGACAAACUUCAUCUAUGUUUUAUAUAUUUAUUUUUCGCUUCCA